Molecule: messenger RNA, 2374 nt
Organism: Teleopsis dalmanni
Lineage: Eukaryota; Metazoa; Arthropoda; Insecta; Diptera; Diopsidae
Gene: Rim2
Product: mitochondrial carrier protein Rim2
Exons: 7
Coding region: 1144-2232 (362 amino acids)
Biological process (GO): pyrimidine nucleotide import into mitochondrion; mitochondrial transport
Cellular component (GO): mitochondrial membrane; mitochondrion
Molecular function (GO): pyrimidine nucleotide transmembrane transporter activity
Source: RefSeq, a predicted model, not a curated record
UGCUUCGAAAUCAUUUCUCCAAUACAAUUGGCCGCGAAUGGUUGCAAAUAAAUUGAAAUCAGUAAAUAUAUUAUUUUAGUUUGAAUUAAGGAAAAUAUAAUAUAAGUACGAGAUGCAUAAUUCGUGUGAUUGCGGCUAAUGUUGAGUACUCUUUUUUGUAACGACAUAGAAAAAAUUCGAGUAUAUUUUUCUUUUGGCUUAUUAAAUAUUUGAUAUUUGAUUGUAUGUCGAGCAAGUUUUAAAUUGCAAUAACAUGCAUAGUCAAUGUACAAAAUAAAUAAUUUGACGCGUGAUAAGCAAUUGCAACUGCAGCUGAUCUAACUAAAUUUAAUUAUUCAUUUCUUUUUAUUUUCAAAAUACUUAACUUAAACAAUUAAGUAAAUAGAAUAUUACAUAACUUGCUGUGCUUAAAAUCAGUGCUCGAUAAUUUGGUUCUUGUGUAAUUCGCCGCCAUUUAUUUAUGAAAACAACAAACAAAAAUAAGUUUAAAACGUACAACAAAAAUCAUAAUUUCAAUUGUUGUUUUUUACGUACGCGACUGCAUGAUUUGCACGUACCGAAAUCAAAACCUCAAAUUGCGUUGCUACAUUCGCAAGUAACGCAAGUAACGCAACUAACGCAGGCUGUGACUUUCCUGUCAAAGCUCGAUUAAAAUUUCCUGACAAUAAAUUCGAAAAUACAGAAAAGCAUAAUAUUUCCUCGUUAUUGUUCAGUAAAAGAUUUUGUGAAUUUUUAGACAAGAAAUUAUUAUUAAUGUAAACUGUUCACUUAUCAAGAAGGACAAUGUAAACUGUAUAUUAUAUUGUUUAUAUUGUUUAGCAAACGCAAACGUAAACGCAAACGCAAACGUUAACGUAAACGCAAAUUUUCAGUGAAAUAUAAAAAUCGCGCCCGUUGACUUCAUUCUUUUAUGCAAAUCGACAAUUUGAGUCUACUUGCCUUGCCGGUCGCGCUUACGUACGCAAGUGUGGUUUGUUGUUGUUCUUUUGAUUCUGGCGCCGGAAUCGUAUUGUGCAUAUAAAUAAUCAAAUAAGCAAAUCAACAAAUCAACAAAUCAACUCAAGUGCGAUAAGUACUGCUUUCCUCCCCCUAGAGUAAAAACUAAAGUUCAACCUACGCAGGAGGAUCACCAUUCCUUCGAUUAUGUCGCAGAAUCAGCGCGAUACCCUCAUACAUUUGGUGGCCGGCGGAACUGCUGGCACAGUUAGUGCUAUCGUAACAUGUCCACUGGAAGUUGUAAAAACACGUUUGCAGAGUUCGACAGCUUUUCUAACACCUCCUCGCGGUAGUGAUCCGCCAGGUUCAUCGAAUGGAUCCUCCGAUAUGCUUAGACCCGAACAACGUCGUAAGCUGAGUACAACAAUAUUACGAAAUAGAUCGCAGCCACAGGUGAUUGGGGGUGUUCGUAGGAUAAUGGCCAUUUCACAUUGUGGUAUCUCAUCUACUUCGACGAAAUCCAUGAGCAUCAUACAGUGUUUAAGACAUAUAGUACAAAAUGAAGGACCGCGUGCACUCUUCAAAGGUCUAGGACCGAAUCUCGUUGGUGUGGCACCAUCACGUGCUAUAUACUUUUGCACCUAUUCACAAACAAAAAAUAUGUUAAACUCUCUGGAUCUUAUACGAUCAGACUCACCUCAAGUACACAUCAUAAGUGCUGCUAGUGCUGGUUUCGUUUCGUCUUCUAUCACUAAUCCAAUUUGGUUUGUUAAGACACGUUUACAAUUAGACUACAAUUCCAAAGUUCAAAUGACUGUUCGACAAUGUAUCGAACGUGUUUACGCACAAGGCGGUAUACGCGCAUUCUAUAAGGGUAUCACCGCUAGUUAUUUUGGUAUAUGUGAAACUAUGGUGCAUUUCGUUAUAUACGAGUAUAUUAAAUCGAAACUGAUUGAGGCCCGGAAGCAGCGUAAAAACGACGCAAAAUCAUCACGGGAUUUUGUUGAAUUUAUGAUGGCUGGUGCCGUUUCAAAGACUGUAGCUUCUUGUAUUGCAUAUCCACAUGAAGUAGCACGUACAAGAUUGCGUGAGGAAGGAAAUAAAUAUAAUCGUUUUUGGCAAACAUUACACACUGUUUGGAAGGAGGAAGGACGAGCUGGACUCUAUAGGGGCUUGGCCACACAACUUGUACGGCAAAUACCGAAUACCGCAAUCAUGAUGGCAACAUAUGAAGCUGUUGUUUACGUAUUAACACGUCGGUUUAAUAACAAAGGCAACGAGUUCUACGACUUUUAGAAAAUAAUUAUUUGAUAUAUCAUUUAAUUGCCUAAACAAUCAGCGUGCUAAAAUAUUAAUAUAUAUAUAGUUUUAAGUAACAAAGUCAAUGAGCGCAAGUUUUUUUUAGUAUGAAAAGCGAACAGUUUACAAGAAAAUCCAA